Nannospalax galili (Upper Galilee mountains blind mole rat) is the source of this 1185-nucleotide messenger RNA. It is a transcript of the gene Myg1, whose product is annotated as chromosome unknown C12orf10 homolog. Bases 26 to 1159 code for a protein of 377 amino acids. The transcript is spliced from 7 exons. Gene Ontology annotation, cellular component: nucleus; cytoplasm. NCBI's taxonomy places the organism in Eukaryota, Metazoa, Chordata, Mammalia, Rodentia, Spalacidae. The record is from RefSeq and is a predicted model, not a curated record.
CCCGCCUUCCCAUGGGUGGAGCCAUAUGGGUUAUCCUUUCCUGCUUGGUACCCUGACGCUGCUGGUCCGCCGUGGUCAGUUCUUCAAACCCCCAUGCUGGGGUCUAGAAUCCGUUCUGCCCCCUAAAAGACUCUGCAAUAACCUUAUGGCACCGCCUCGAAUCGGGACACACAACGGCACCUUCCACUGCGAUGAGGCUCUAGCUUGCGCCUUACUCCGCCUCCUCCCAGAGUACCGGGAUGCAGAGAUUGUGCGGACUCGGGACCCCGAAAAACUGGCUUCAUGUGACAUCGUGGUGGAUGUGGGUGGCGAGUACGAUCCUCAAAGACACCGAUAUGACCAUCAUCAGAGGACAUUCACAGAGACCAUGAGUUCCCUGUGCCCUGGGAAGCCGUGGCAGACCAAGCUGAGCAGUGCGGGACUUGUGUAUCUACACUUUGGGCACAAGCUACUAGCCCAGUUGCUGGGCACUAGUGAAGAGGACACUGUGGUGGAUACCCUCUAUGACAAGAUGUAUGAAAACUUCGUGGAGGAAGUAGAUGCAGUGGACAAUGGCAUCUCCCAGUGGGAGGAGGGGGAGCCUCGAUAUGCACUGACCACUACAUUGAGUGCCCGGGUUGCUCGGCUUAAUCCCACCUGGAACCAGCCCAACCAAGACACUGAGGCAGGGUUCAGGCAUGCAAUGGAGCUGGUUCAGGAGGAGUUUUUGCAGAGACUAAAUUUCUACCAACACAGCUGGCUGCCAGCCCGGGCCUUAGUAGAAGAGGCCCUGGCCCAACGAUUCAAGGUGGACCCAAGUGGGAAGAUAGUGGAACUGGCAAAAGGUGGAUGCCCUUGGAAAGAGCAUCUCUACCACUUGGAAUCUGAGCUCUCCCCACCAGUGGCCAUCAGUUUUGUUAUCUAUACUGACCAGGCUGGACAGUGGCGAGUCCAGUGUGUGCCCAAGGAGCCUCACUCAUUCCAGAGCCGGCUGCCCCUGCCAGAGCCAUGGCGGGGACUCCGGGAUGAGGCCCUGGACCAGGUUAGUGGGAUCCCUGGCUGCAUCUUCGUCCAUGCCAGUGGCUUCAUUGGUGGGCACCACACUCGAGAAGGUGCUCUGAGCAUGGCCCGUGCCACUCUCGGCCAGCACCUAGCACCCAUGCCCCCUGCAAAGCCAUAGGCAAAUAAAACUUCUUUCACAUCUCA